Physella acuta is the source of this 2056-nucleotide messenger RNA. RefSeq names its product ATP synthase subunit alpha, mitochondrial. Gene Ontology annotation, biological process: proton transmembrane transport; proton motive force-driven ATP synthesis. Lineage: Eukaryota; Metazoa; Mollusca; Gastropoda; Physidae. Gene Ontology annotation, molecular function: proton-transporting ATP synthase activity, rotational mechanism; ATP binding; ADP binding. The record is from RefSeq and is a predicted model, not a curated record.
GAGUAUGCGCAUGUGUAGUUCUGCAUUGUCCUCUGUCGUCCCUGUUCCCUGCCAUAUUAGACAGGAUAGUUUAUUUUGAGCUUAUGAAAAAAUGCUAACAGCCAGGUUGGCGUCCUCCUUGGUGAGGCAACUUCCCAGAGCCCUGCCCAGAGUUUGUCAAAAUGCUUUGGCAGCUGGAUGUGUAUCAGGGAGACACCUUUCUCUCUCCACUCCUGUUUUUGCUGCAGGGCCCAAAGGAGCUGAAGUCUCAUCCAUUUUGGAAGAAAGAAUAUUAGGUCAGACUUCUGAAGUAAAUCUUGAAGAAACAGGACGAGUUUUAUCUAUUGGUGAUGGUAUUGCUCGUGUUUAUGGCCUCAAGAACAUUCAAGCUGAGGAGAUGGUGGAGUUCUCCAGUGGUCUCAAGGGUAUGGCCUUGAACUUGGAGCCAGACAAUGUUGGUGUUGUCGUGUUUGGUAAUGACAAACUAAUCAAGGAGGGGGAUGUAGUCAAGAGGACCGGAGCUAUUGUUGAUGUACCAGUUGGUAUGGAACUUUUGGGAAGAGUUGUUGAUGCUUUAGGAAAUCCUAUUGAUGCUAAGGGACCCAUAGGAUCUAAAACAAGAGCUCGAGUUGGUGUGAAAGCACCAGGUAUUAUUCCCAGAACUUCCGUCAAAGAACCCAUGCAGACUGGAAUUAAGGCUGUUGACAGUCUUGUGCCCAUUGGUAGAGGUCAAAGAGAGUUGAUCAUUGGUGACAGACAGACUGGAAAAACAGCUAUUGCUAUUGACACCAUCAUUAACCAGAAAAGAUUCAAUGAUGCUGGUGAAGCCAAAGCAAAACUAUAUUGCAUCUAUGUUGCUAUCGGACAGAAACGUUCCACUGUUGCACAGCUUGUUAAAAGGCUAACAGAUGCUGAUGCCAUGAAGUAUAGCAUUGUAGUGUCAGCCACUGCUUCUGAUGCUGCUCCAUUGCAGUAUUUGGCACCAUACUCUGGUUGUGCCAUGGGAGAGUUUUUCCGUGACAAUGGCAUGCAUGCCCUUAUUAUUUAUGAUGACUUGUCUAAGCAGGCUGUAGCUUAUCGCCAAAUGUCUCUGCUGUUGCGUCGUCCUCCAGGUCGUGAAGCCUAUCCUGGUGAUGUAUUUUACCUACAUUCUCGUCUGCUGGAGAGAGCUGCAAAAAUGAAUGAAACCCAUGGUGGUGGUUCUCUCACUGCUCUGCCUGUAAUUGAAACACAGGCUGGUGAUGUCUCUGCUUACAUCCCAACCAAUGUCAUCUCUAUCACUGAUGGACAGAUUUUCUUGGAAACUGAAUUGUUUUUCAAAGGCAUCAGGCCUGCCAUUAAUGUUGGUCUGUCUGUAAGUCGUGUAGGAUCUGCUGCCCAAACACGGUCAAUGAAGCAGGUUGCUGGCUCCAUGAAACUUGAGUUGGCCCAGUACAGAGAAGUAGCUGCUUUCGCACAGUUUGGCUCUGACUUGGACCAAGCUACACAGAACUUGUUGAGGAGAGGUGUCAGACUUACUGAAAUCUUAAAACAAGGACAAUACGUACCCAUGGCUAUUGAGGAACAGGUUUGUGUGAUCUACUCUGGUGUGAGAGGGUUCUUGGACAAACUUGAUCCAUCUAGAAUUACACAGUUUGAGGCAGAAUUCUUGAAACACCUGCGGGGAUCUCAACAAGAGUUGCUUAAAACAAUUGCAAAGGAGGGAAAGAUCAAUGAGCAAGCAGAAGAAAAACUAAAGCAAGUUGUUACCACCUUCUUAGCAGGAUUCCAGGGCUCAUAAAUUUUCUUUUCACUAAUUAGGAAACAAUUGUAAUCUGUUGGAAAAUGAAGUAGAUUGUGAUAAGAGGUGUGAGUUGAUCUAAUUUUUAUUCAUUAGAGUAUCUAGGACAAAUAUAAUGCCUUCAAAAGUUUCUGAAUGAAAGGUGUUAAAUCUACAUUGACUAUCCAUAAAAACGGUUAAGAACACUUUUAAAAUGUUCUUAUCCACUUUUGUCAACUGGGUUGUCAGUCAUUUUUUUAUGACCAAGAGUAUGCUUGUUUAUUUGAGACAAAUGUUAAUAAAUUUGUGUAAUUUAAA